This is a messenger RNA of Ixodes scapularis (black-legged tick), 7643 nucleotides long. It is a transcript of the gene sei, whose product is annotated as potassium voltage-gated channel subfamily H member 7. Gene Ontology annotation, molecular function: inward rectifier potassium channel activity. The record is from RefSeq and is a predicted model, not a curated record. Gene Ontology annotation, cellular component: membrane. NCBI's taxonomy places the organism in Eukaryota, Metazoa, Arthropoda, Arachnida, Ixodida, Ixodidae. Gene Ontology annotation, biological process: potassium ion transmembrane transport; membrane repolarization during action potential. The transcript is spliced from 15 exons. Bases 295 to 3417 code for a protein of 1040 amino acids.
AGUCGUCGGACUUCGUUCGCCUUGACGAGUCCUCCGCCGCUGCCGGAGGCCGUGUCCGAGGAGACCUCGGACGAGACCCUGGCCCUGCGGCCCCUGGAGCCCACGGCCGAGGAAGCCCCCGGAGACUGCACGCCCGCCGCCCCCGUGACCCCGAGGACGGCCGUUCUAGCCCUCUGCGACCGCACCAGGGAGCUGCCCUACCGCGCCGCCAACAGCGUGGGGCGACCCUUCCCCAACGCUUCUUCGGAGUCCGAUUUGGGCAGGUUCCUGAUCACGGGUUCCGGAGGCGUUGGGAUGUCCACGGCCCGGGGUGCCACGCCCCCCACCAGGGCCAAGUCCCCGUCCCUGAGCCAGGUGACCGCAGAUCCUCGCAAGGACAACUCCCACUCAUCGACGGCCUCCAAACUGGUCCUCAAGGAGGUCACGUCGCACGGCUUCAAGCAACACGUCGGAGAGAAGGUAGCACAGCGCAAGCAAUCUCGAGUUCAGCUGGACCGGGGCCCCGCUCCCCAGAGCACCUUGCAAAUCCUCAAGGGAUUCGUUCUGUCCCUGGGCGCCGACGUGCUGCCGGAGUACAAGCUGCAGAAGCCCCGGACCCACAAGUGGACCAUCCUGCACUACUCGCCCUUUAAGGCGGUCUGGGACUGGAUCAUCCUGCUGCUCGUCAUCUACACGGCCAUCUUCACGCCCUACGUGGCUGCCUUCCUACUCGACCAGCAGAAGCCCGAGUCCCGAAGGAACCGCAAGUACGGCGACGAUCCCAUCGUCGUCAUCGAUCUCAUCGUGGACAUCUUCUUUAUGAUCGACAUCCUGAUCAACUUCCGCACCACGUACGUCAACUCUAACGACGAAGUGGUCUCGCACCCGGGCAAGAUUGCCGUGCACUACCUGCGCGGCUGGUUCAUCAUCGACGUGGUGGCCGCCAUCCCGUUCGACCUGCUCCUGUUCGGCUCCGAGACCGACGAGACGACGACACUGAUCGGUCUGCUGAAGACGGCUCGGCUGCUGCGGUUGGUGCGGGUGGCGCGCAAGAUCGACCGCUACUCCGAGUACGGGGCCGCGGUGCUGCUGCUGCUCAUGGCCACGUUCGCGCUGAUCGCCCACUGGCUCGCCUGCAUCUGGUACGCCAUCGCCAACGCGGAGCGGCCAUACCGGCAACCCAAGAUCGGCUGGCUGGACCACCUGGCCAACGCCACGCACCAGUUCUACGUGAACGGCUCUCUGGGCGGCCCCAGCAUCAAGUCCAAGUACGUGACGGCGCUCUACUUCACCUUCUCCAGCCUCACCAGCGUGGGCUUCGGAAACGUCUCCCCUAACACCAACAUGGAGAAGAUUUUCUCCAUCCUGGUCAUGCUCAUCGGAUCACUCAUGUACGCGAGCAUCUUUGGCAACGUUUCGGCCAUCAUCCAGCGGCUGUACUCGGGCACUGCCCGGUACCACACACAGCUGCUUCGUGUCAAGGAGUUCAUCCGCUUCCAUCAGAUCCCGAACCCACUGAGGCAGCGCCUCGAGGAGUACUUUCAGCACGCCUGGACCUACACAAACGGCAUCGACAUGAACAUGGUGCUUAAGGGCUUUCCAGAGUGUCUGCAGGCGGACAUUUGCUUGCACCUAAACCGCAACCUCCUGAACAACUGCCCCGCGUUCCGGGGCGCCAGCCCGGGAUGUCUGCGGGCGCUCUCUAUGAGAUUCAAGACGACGCACGCGCCGCCGGGGGACACCCUCGUUCACCGCGGCGACGUCAUCACGGGCCUCUACUUCAUCUCCAGGGGCACUAUCGAGAUCCUCAAGGACGACAUCGUCAUGGCCAUCUUGGGCAAGGACGACAUCUUCGGCGAGAACGGCUGCCUGUACGGGACCGUGGGCAAGUCGUCGUGCAACGUGCGCGCGCUCACGUACUGCGACCUGCACAAGAUCCUGCGUGAGGACCUGCUGGACGUGCUGGACAUGUACCCGGAGUUCCACGACCAGUUCUCGUCCAACCUGGAGAUAACGUUCAACCUCAGGGACGACGACCAACACGGCGUCGACCCGGACCUCUUCAGGACCAAGCUCCUCCACAACAGGCCCGUCAGCUCCCCCGAAGAAGGAGACUCUCGGAGCCAGGCCUUCCAGUUCCCGCGUGCCCGUCGGCGUCGGCGGAGACGGCCGGGAUCUAUGGGCGGAGGCGGCGGCCGCGGUUCCUCGAGCGGGGACGACGAUUGCGGCAGCAGAGGUGGCGGCUUCUCCGACGACGGCGACGACGACGACCGGGGCGGCGGCCUCGGUUCGACGGCGCCGCUGCGGUCGUCCUCGGGCCGGGGCAUCCUCGAGUUCUCCCCAGACAAGGCAGGCCGCGACGUCACGCCCGCCAACUACGACUUCCAGGAGGCCGCGGGCUCUAGGAGCCCGACGUCCGACGGACGGCGACAUCGGAACGGAACGCUCAACUCCAUCGCCGGCGCCAUCACGAGCGUGACGAACCUGACGAGUGCCGUGUUUGGGACGAGCUCUGCGUCUCGGUCGCACAGCCCCGCGACGGCGCGGUCUGGCUCGGGUCGCGCCGAGGACGGCGACCUUCGGAGGUCGUCCCUGCACGACGCCCAGGCGGCGACCCUGGCCACCGAGCAGGCGGCGCCAGCCACGCACAGCACCGGCGCCUCGCCCAGGCCUUACGGAGCCGCCGCGACGACGCUGGUCCGGGUGGCCGGCUCCUCGGCGCAGGGCUCCAGCUCGAGCGUCACGUUGCCGGUGUCGUGCAGUCCGGCCACGGGGACGUCGCCGCCGCAGCCCCCUUUCCCGGGGCACCAGGAGUCUCAGGGUGGACGGCUCGGCGUGCUCGAGAGGAGAAUCGAUGACCUCGCUAGGCAGGUGUCCGCGAUGGAGUCCCGGCUGGCCCAGGACAUGCAGACCAUCCUGCGCCUUCUCGGCCAAUCAGCUCACCCUCAGGGAGACCCAAACCUGACGUCUUCGACCACGUCGGUGGCCGACUCUUCGCCGCACGAGUCCGCGGCGUCGGCAGCACCAGCGCCCACGCUGCUCGCCUCGCGUCCGGUCGACCUCCCGGUUCGCUCGAGGUCUGUGCAGGGUCCCGAACCACGCGGCGCCCCGCCCAGGACCGCGGCGAGCCUCCAGACGCUGCCUCUUGCGUCGCAAGCCCCCGCCAGGAACGCCGUCCUUGACGUCACUCCCACCGCGGGCCCCAGGAGAGCUUCCAGCAUGUUGACGUGCCCGGUGAGUCCGAGCCAAGAACGCUGGCCUGAGUCCGGUCGAAGUGCAUCCUUGCCCGGAGACCUGGCCCCGAGGAAGCCGAAGCUUGGUAAUAAGGACGGGUCCCUUCCGGAGGUUGUGGAUGCCCCCGGACAAGGUGGCGUGAUCCUGGUGCCCUCUGUUUCCGGCAGCCGGGAGAGGAGCAGGAGCAGAACAUCCGACGUCUGAGCCACGCCACUGGUUCUUCUGCCUUGCUCGCACGCACGUCGCGGCUCCCCUACAGCUUCGUCGAGCUUGGGCGGAUUCAUCUAGCAUGGACAUCUGCAGCCGGCCCGUCAAGGUCGCUUCCUCCUGAGCCGCCGGGAGCUCGCCCAGCACUACCGUGCACACAGCGGAAAUGGUGCCUUCACAGGCUGGACCUCGUCAAGCCACGCCUGCUUCCCCUAAAAAUGUAUAUGUCACCACUACAACUACCUUCUUCGGGACAACGCCAGCUCAGCAUACAGCACUGGGAAAUAUUGGUCCUUGAACGCUCCUGAACUCUCUUGGAAGCUCACAACCACUGCUGAUUAUUCUCAAUGACUACCGAAUAUCAAAUCUCCUAAAGAAGACUUCUGAUGACUUCUGAGGACCUACAUCGCGUACCGGAGCACGCCUUGCAUUUGUGGAGGCACCUACACGCCCCCCACUGCAAACUUCUCGAGCUUCUGCAACUGCUGGUUAGAAGACACGGGCUUCUCGUGGUUCUCGAGUGCAAAGAACAGCUUCCCUUUCACCUCAGUAGCCUUUUCACUCUCACUCUCGGUAAGGUGCUAGUUGCGAGUGUGCGCGUAGGACGUGAAAGAGCUUCUCUCGACUUGUGGACACGGGACGACGUUUCCGGAUCGAUUACCACCUCCGUUAUACCUUAGUUGUUAUUUUUAAAAUGGGUGUUAAGACCACGAAAGAACGACGGCAAAGAUGGUGAUGCAGUGGUCAUGUGACAUUCCGCGCGCACGUCUUCAUCGUGGCGGCGUCUCCGCGAGCGCAGCCAAUGUGUGGAGCAGCGCACCAUUUCUGGCGCUUCUGUGAUUGUUUCUGUGCAGCGACGACCGACGACAGCUGGGCUGGAAGGCGUCUCCUGCUGCACGGGCACUUAGACCGAUCUCGUGACUCGUUGAAUUGACUUCUUCACGGCUACGCCAUCUUAACGGCAAGUACUGGGAAAACAUGGCGGAUAAAGGAGAAUGACCAGCCCCUGCGGGACUACGCCACAACAUACGCUACGAGCCUCAAGUUCCUUAGCAGCCCGUGUGUGUGUCUCAACGAACUGGUCCGCGCGAAAAUAACGAAGGGCGGAAUCUCCCGGUAAAUUGUCAUACUCACAAAGCACACGCAUGCAUACAUUCAUACACCCACAGAAAGGAAGAAGAAACACGCAAACGAAAUGUUGUGUAAAAACAAAGAAACUUACGAAACAAAGUGUACGCUACUCAAGUACUCGCAGCACGCGGAAUGUAUAAGCUUACGUAUGGUAUGCAUUUUUACGGCACUUGUUUUUAUUUAAAAGUCUGAAUCCCUGUUGAAGGUAUGGUGCUCUCGAAACGCCAACGAUGAAAGUGGUCACAGGAAGUGCAAACGCUGUGCUAGAGCAACUAGUGGUAGUAACCAUAAAGACAAAACAUUUUUCGGCAUAGAUGACUUCCUGAUGCACCAUCAGUGCUCCUUCCAAAAGCCACCGCGGGGCACGUCUUGUCUUUGCCGUUUGGGAACGCCCAUUAACGUCUACCGGCAGGGGUGGCACAAAUGUCUCGUCUGGUCUUGACUACCCGGUGUACAGUUCAUAAACUUCGGCUGGAGUCUAUUACUAUGAGGGGUAGUAUUGAGAACGGAUCCAGUUUAUUGGGGGGGCUUAGCGUGGAAGCCCAACUUACAGAACGACAAUGAUGCCAUCUUCUGUGUCUGUUUGCGGGUCCAACAAUGCCGCACUGAGACCACUUCUACCGCUUCUUAAUCAAAAUGUUUGGCUCUCCAUAAUUUGUACGCCAAAUUAUCACAGCGAACUGUGUCGUUUUUACAUCUCAUCAUUGGGACGAUUGAGGCUCGGAAAUAUGCAGUAACAACAAUGUUCUGAGAGUCCAGAUAAACACCAUCAGCUCUAAAGCCUUUGCGAUAGAUAUGGAUGAGGUUACAACACUCCUCCCUUCUGGUACACUGCACCUGGGCAUCAGCGCUGGAACCAGACGCAAUCAUUUGAUAAGCAUGUUUGAUAUUAGAGGAUCUAGUCAAGAAAUGAAACGCAGAACAUCGUCAGGGCACCUGAAUGACGUCUAUUCCAUCUCUGGGUAAUGGUUGUAUACAUACAGCUUUGAGGCUUUCGAAACUCGGUGCUUAUAGCCUCACAUCGUGAAACCCUACCUACUUAACGGUCUCAACGCCGAGCUUUGAGUGAGGGAUGAGAUUAGAGUGACUGAAGUUUACUUACGAUGUCACAGAUAUCACUACCGCGACACAUCAUUUUCUUUUUGAAGUUUGUUUUCACGCGAAGGGCGGCUGCAUGAAAGCCACCCCGCCGUUGUUUCUGAAAGUAGAUGCUUCAAGUGCCUCGCUCUCAUCCAGCUUCCUUGCUCCGGAGCUUUUCCUCUUCAAGUCCUGUCGUUGGUUGUGCGGUGCGACGAAACCUACGGCGCUCGCGUUUGUCCGUCUUUGUCGCCGCGUCGUGAACUAUCGCCUUUUUCUAGUCCUGUCAUUCGAGGCAGCUCUAUGGGAAACCUCGUGCCGAUCCGAGAAAAGCACGACACAGUCAGACCUUCCCUAUCCUUGCUUGGGCAAGAGUUGCUUCGGUGGCACAUCCGGCAGCGGGCGAGGGCCUUGCGUAGUCUGGCUCGAGGAUGCGCCGGUUUCCUUCAAAGAGUUCAGUUCACUGGUCGUCCCUCCUUGCAACAGCACUCGACGUAACCAUGGGGCUUUCCAAUGCAUACCAUUUAUAGCGCCAGCUCUUGUGGGCUUCCGUGUCCGCGCAUGGGAUGUAGCCUCGGUAAUGUCGUCCGGGUGUGCACAACAGCUGCUGUCUUGCCGUCAUGUUGCUGCAACGAUGACAAGUCCUAAGAGAAAAAACUCUAAAGUCAUCGUUUUUACAUGACAAUGUUACGUCACGUGACGUCACGUUGUCAUCUGGUCGUAGAGUCGGAUGCAUUCGGACUUGUGAGGCAGCUUGUAGUUCAAGCAGGUCAUAGCUUUUUCGAGUGUGUCACCUUUUCCCACCUCGCUUGUUGUGCAAUAGCGCAUUGCCACUUCCGGAUUCGCCGGCGGAUCCGCGCAGGCGGGAAGUGGAUUUUGGGAGCCAGGUGGCGAACAGGACUCGUCGCUGGCAGAAAAUCUGGAUCAGUCAGGGACCCGUAUCCAUAUUUUCUGCCAGCGAUGAGUCGAUUUCGCCACCCGGCGCCAAAGUCCAUCUUCCGCCUGCGGGGAUCUGCCCCCGCGAAUUCGCAAAUGUAAACGCGCUAUAAAGCUGCGUGGGAGGGGCGAUGGUCGUGGCUUGAUGCAGUGCUUUUUCACUGGGUGAAUCUUCGCGCGAACGCUGCACUGUCUGGAGUUUCGUCGCUGGGCCUGCACUCUCAUAGCCCUACGCACAACUUGUGAAAUGGAUCGCAGGUAACAUAUUCGGCUCCGAUUAGUUAGUGGUUCAGUAGCUCAGCUCUGUUGUGCGCUAUCCUCAUAAACCAAAUCUGUAUUGGCGACAGAAUACUCACAAAAAAAAGUAAAAAUUUAAUGCGGGCAUUAGUAGGCAUUACAAAAGGAAGGUAAAAUAAACUAGUAUCAGUACGGGCGAGAGCAAGCGGCCACAUGGUUGUCGAGUUAUGUCUACAAAGAGGGGUGUGAUAUCAAACCAGUGUAUGUUCUGUUUUGUUUGCUGUUGAUUUUUCUCCUAUAUGACUUCUGAGCCCUUCCUCCUCAGACUACUUCAAAAGGUUGUAGAUAGAUUCUGUCCUCGCCCCGCGCGUUCUAUAGCUCUCACCUAUAAAAACAUUUCUCCGCUUACAUAAAAAAAGCGACGAAGGAACAUUUGUCUAUAGGGGCCGAGUUUUGAUGUACACUAGUCCACUUUUGCAAAAUCCUACAGCUACUGCGCUAGAAAAGCACGUGACCACGAGUUAGGCGACUUCAGAGAUACCGGGUGCCUGCGCACCACUCAACCUCCGCUCGCUGCGCGGAAAGUUUGGAAUCGACACAACUCACUUUAAUGUUCGCGCAAUGCAAUAAUGAUGAAUAUAGAUACUUCAUAACGAUGAUGAUAUAACAUUUCCAGUAGAGUAAAACGAGUCAAACAAGCGCUCAGUGUUCUCGAGGUAGCUCUAUACGUGGUGAAAACGUGUUAAAUAAAUUCUGAGAGCACUGUUUGAUUUCAGAUUGUUGCAAAUAUUUAACAGACAGACUGAAAAAAAAAGCAACUGCGCCUUUUUUUUGUUUUUGCG